AUGUUCUCUUAGUUUAAUUAAAGUAAGCAAUCUCCAUUUAAAUUUUUAGCCCCUGCUUAAAAGGAACCAGCUCGAUUGAGUGGAACGAUUGUAAAUCUAAAAUCUAUGUCGAAUUAUGAUUUUUUCAUGCUUCUUUGGGAAAUUGGAGAUUUUUAAUCAGAAGACAAUUUAGAUAGCUCUAAUACAUUAUCUUUGUAAGAUGGUUAAAUAUAAAUAUAGUUUCGCUUUUUUAGUGAUAGUAAUUUAAAUGAAAAAUAACAGCUUUCAAAGUCUGAUAUUAUCAUACUAUUACUCAAUGUAGACUAAGAAAAUGUUAAUGAGUAGUUUAAAUUUAUAGAAGAUUAUUUACAUUUUUGCGAUGAGAAUAAUUAUGAUAAAAAAAAUUCUCAACUUUUCUUUUUUGUUUAGAAUUUCAGCUUUAAAAUUCAUGAAAAUAGCGAUUUUGAGUAUUAAAUUUCAGAACUUCUAACAGAAUAUCCUUAAAUUAUUCAUUGUAAAGUAAAUUCCGAUGAUUCAACUACAUUGAACUAAUUACUCAAACCGAAAAUCAUAUAAUUUUCCUAGAAGCAAGACUAAUAGUUAGGAUGGAGUCCUAUACUUAAUAAUGAAUUAGAUCAAUAUAGCUAGUAAAAGACUUCAAGAAAUGUUUUAGAUUAAUUAGACUUAUAUAAAUAAACAAGAUAAGUAUCUCAAUCGCCGCCACCGCUUAUGGAAUAAAAAACAUGGCAUCAAUCUUUUUCACCACCUCCUAUGUUAUUAUAACCAAAGUAAGUGUCACAAUCUCCUCCUCCAGCUGCAUAAAAAUCUAGAAAAUCUAUAUUCGAAAAUUCAUUAGUUUUUGCUUUAAAACAACAUUAAGAAGAAAAAAAAAUGUAAGAUGAGGCUUAGAAAAGCUAACUAGAUUUAUUAAAUUAGCAAUAAUAAGGAAUGAAAUCUGCUUCUAAAAUUAUGUCAACUUCAAAUAUAUAAGAAUCACCAGAACAGUCCUUAAUAAGUAGAAAAAGAGAUACAAGUCAGAGCAUUAUGUAUUAUAAUAGCAGUGUUAAAAAAUUUGAAAAUGAUUCUCCUCUAAGCACAUUAAGGUUUCGAGGUGAGGAUGAAAAAGAGUACAAUCAUUAAAUAAAAGUUAAGAUGUCUCCAUUCAAAUAAGAAAUAUGUACAACUUAUUCAUAUCCUAAACUAUCUGGAGAAAAAUAACCACCUGUUUUUAAAACGAGUCUAAUUCAAGGUGAUAAUCAAGAUUUUUUGAUAUAAAAGUUAGCAACAAAAAUUUCAAGAAGCAGCAGUCCUAAUAUUUCAUAGCAAGCCAAAGAAAUUAAAGAAAAGAAUAUCUUAAAAUAAUACAACAAGUAGUAGAAUUAUCUUGAUGUUAGUAUCAAUAAUUAAAAUUUAAAUAAAUCAAACCAUCAAUCUGAAAUAAAAUUAAAUAAAUAUAGCGAAAUACCUAGAUCAAUAACACCAACCAAGUUAAUAAACAAGGUUAAUUAAUAAAAUUAAAAGGACUAGAAUUUAAAUGAGCUAAGAAGGAAUAAAAGUAGUCUAGGAAUAAGGUAGAGUAAUACAAACAUGGAUUUAGAGAGAUCUCUAACACCAAACAAAUUAGGCAGUAGAAAAAUACAAAAGCAAGUUGUUACUUCAAACACUCCUUCUUAGAGUUGUAUUAUGAAGUUGAAUAUAGAAAUUCAAAACAAAAUAGUAUAAUUAGAAGUUGAAGAACACGACACACCUCACACGUUAACCUAUAAAUUAUUAUAAAAAUGUAAUUCCUCAGGUUAGCUUAAACAAGUGAAACAAAUUUCACUUGUGAUUGAAUAAAAAUUAAAAAAAUACCUUUAAAAUGUAGAUAAAUAUUUUAAAAAUCACUCUAGACCUUAAGUCACUCACAUUUGCAAAUAAAACAAAUAAAUACUCUAAGAUUUGAUAGAAAAUGACUACCAAGAAUUAUAAUAAAAGAAAAAAGCAACUCAAAAUUAUUACAACUAAGGGUUAGAUAGAAGUUACUCGAAAUAUAAUAUUUAAAACAACAAUGAAAUGUAAAAUGAUGUGAAUAACAGAACUUCAAGCGCACUUGGAAUGAAGAAUAACUUUUAAAUACCUUAAUUUUAGCAAAACCCUCAACAAAUGAAUAAAUAUAUAGGAGAAAUAUAAGUUUAAGGAGAAGUGAAUGGAAAGUUGUAGAAUGUUUCUAUGUUUAUUGAAGAAAAUGCUCUUCCAGAGAUCUAAGCAUAAGAAUUCAUAAUGUAAAAUAAUCUUAGCCUCGACCUUAAAGACUAAAUAGUUUAAUAAAUCUAAUAAAUUAUAGCCUAACAUAAAUAAGCAAACACAUUCUCUGAAAUCUUUUAAGAAAACAGAGAGUAAAUUAGCUUUAUUAAAGAGCUAAAAUCAAAGUAUAGAUUUGACAACAAUGUACUUUUCUAAAGUAUAUAAAAAUCCUAAGCAAAAGUUAAUCACUUUAGAGUCAAUUUAGAAUUAGAAAAUGGGAAAAUAGUUAAAUUUAACUUUAAUGAUACAGAUAAUUUGUCUAAAGCCAUCAACAUAUUUUGCAUCAACCAUAAGCUUUCUUCUAAAAACUAGCAAAAACUAUAUAGUAUAUGUGAAUAAUCAAUUAAAUAUUACAAAGAAUUGUAAACCAAAAAACGCUAAUAGUGA
Molecule: messenger RNA, 2649 nt
Organism: Tetrahymena thermophila SB210
Lineage: Eukaryota; Ciliophora; Oligohymenophorea; Hymenostomatida; Tetrahymenidae
Exons: 2
Source: RefSeq, a predicted model, not a curated record